Pelodiscus sinensis (Chinese soft-shelled turtle) is the source of this 5429-nucleotide messenger RNA. It is a transcript of the gene UST, whose product is annotated as uronyl 2-sulfotransferase. NCBI's taxonomy places the organism in Eukaryota, Metazoa, Chordata, Testudines, Trionychidae. Gene Ontology annotation, cellular component: membrane. Gene Ontology annotation, molecular function: sulfotransferase activity. The record is from RefSeq and is a predicted model, not a curated record.
AUGAAGAAGCAGCCGCAGCACAGCAACAGGGGCUGCCCGGAGCCCCGGCCGCAUGUGGCCCCUUCAGCUGGAGGGGGUCCCGGGCAGGGGGGUGACUGGAGGAGGCGGCGGCCCCUCUCGCUGCUGCCUUUCCUCUCGCUCCGCGACUACGGCUUCUGCAUGGCCGCCUUGCUGCUCUUCUGCCUGGGCUCCCUCUUCUACCAGCUCAACGGAGGACCCCCGCACUUUCUGCUGGACCUGAGGCACUAUCUAGGAAAUUCCACUUACUUGGAUGAUCAUGGACCACCUCCACGCAAGGUACUUCCUUUCCCUAGCCAAGUGGUGUACAACAGAGUUGGAAAGUGUGGGAGUCGAACUGUGGUUUUGCUUUUGAGAAUCUUGUCAGAGAGACAUGGGUUCAACCUGGUUACAUCAGACAUUCAUAACAAAACCAGACUGACCAAAAAUGAACAGAUGGAAUUGAUUAAAAACAUAAGCACUGCUGAGCAGCCCUAUUUAUUCACUAGACAUGUUCAUUUCCUCAACUUUUCAAGGUUUGGAGGAGAACAGCCAGUAUACAUCAAUAUUAUUAGGGAUCCUGUCAACCGAUUUUUAUCCAACUAUUUUUUCCGUCGAUUUGGAGACUGGAGAGGGGAGCAGAAUCACAUGAUCCGCACACCAACUAUGAGACAAGAAGAAAGAUAUCUAGAUAUUAAUGUAUGUAUUCUUGAAAAUUACCCUGAAUGUUCCAAUCCCAGGUUAUUUUACAUCAUACCAUAUUUCUGUGGACAGCAUCCAAAAUGCAGGGAGCCUGGGGAAUGGGCCCUUGAAAGAGCAAAACUGAACGUGAAUGAAAAUUUCCUACUUGUGGGGAUUCUGGAAGAGCUAGAGGAUGUGCUGCUUUUACUGGAAAGAUUCUUACCUCAUUAUUUCAAGGAUGUGCUCAGCAUUUACAAAAACCCAGAACAUAGGAAACUUGGAAAUCUGACUGUGACCGUGAAAAAGACCGUCCCUUCUCCAGAAGCCAUUCAGAUCCUGUACCAGCGCAUGAGAUACGAAUACGAGUUUUAUUACUAUGUCAAAGAGCAAUUCCACCUGCUAAAGCGCAAGUUUGGACUUAAGUCUCAUAGCAGUGAGCCGCAUCCCAGGCCAGAAUUCUUUAUUCCUUCUCCCCUGGAAACUGAAGAACCCAUAGAUGAUGAGGAGCAAGAUGAUGAAAAGUGGUUAGAAGAUAUCUAUAAAAGGUGAUGCAAGCACCAAGUCCUCCUCUGGUGACCUAUCAGCUUUCUCAAUAUUUUUUUUUAUUGUUAAAAAAAAUAUUCCUUAAGAGACUGAGUUAAUGCGCAGCAGCAUUUAAAACAAAAAAGAAGUUCCCAUGUGUUGGGGCGAUUGAGAGACACCCGGUUUUGCGGGUUAUAGUUGUUUAAAUUUAUUGUAUUUUUCUUGGCUCCAUGCGAUCCUUUACGGAACAUAUUUUAAUAUUGAACCAUCUAUCACCUCAUCACAAAAUAACUUUUGCACAGUAAAAUGCUGCUGUACACAUGAACCCAUUUGCAGAACAAGAUAUAUUAUGUUAAACAUAAUUUACAAAGUAACUUUCAUAAAAUCCUUCUGUCACCAGUCAGUUUUAAUACUAUGCCCAUUGUUGUGGCAUUGAACAUCAACACCAUUUAUAAAGUAGGAGGAUACCACAGGAGCAUAGUAACAACCUCUGAUUAGAAAGCAACAAUAAAUGAUUAGUUGAUCAGAGCCGUUGUUACAACUAGGAAAGUUCAAACUGUAGUGGACUCAAAACAGAGUAGAUAGUCUCCCUUGGGGAGCUUCCAGUGAGAGGAGUUCAAUCUACACUUCAAGCAAAUUAGAUCGGGAGAAAAACAGGUUAAAGAACCCAGUUAGCCAGAAGGGUUCACAGACUCAAAGUGGAAAAAAUUUUCAGUUAAUUUGAAUGACUGAGAUAACUGAGUAGAUGGGAAGCCAAAGGAGCAAUAUUGUGUGGCCUUGGGAUUUUGCUAGUACAGUUGAAAAUGUUCUUAGGAGGAAGAUGUGUGAUGCAUAGUUUUAUUUUAAAGAAAAAAAUAUAAACUAUUGUCAUUCCUAGCAUGGGCACAGACCCAAAAUUACACAAGAAGUUUUUUUCAUACAGGAAACUUAAAACCAUUUGGGGAUCUUUCCUUUAGCGUGAACAUUUAUUUAAUCUCAGUUCUGUGAGUCUUCAUAUCUCAUGCAAAUAAUUGUCAGAAUUAAGGUGAAAUACAGGUGAGGAUUUGUAUAGAAAUGAAGUAAAAUGAUUUUUAAAUGAGGGAUUUUUUUUUAAUGAGACAUUGACAGAUAUGACUGAUGUUUUACACACUGUGUAAUGAUAAAACAACAGAAAAAUAUCAAUAUAGCAUUGAAAAACAAAACAUGUUCAAUUUUAAAUUUAAGUAUCGUUGUCAGGAAACACUAAAAAGUGGAGUGAAUGGGAUUAGGUGAUGAAUUGGGGACCGUUCCACUUAAGGUAUCAAAAGGAUUUCUGAUUACAAUUUUGUGACAUUUAAAGCUAGAAUGUAACUUGGACAACAUGUCUGUAGAAGCCAGUAAGUAUCUACUUUACAUUCCCAAACAGACUUCUCCAAUCUUGGGUCUAUGCACAUAGGAGUAAGCAGAGCUAUUUACACAUGCAGUCUUGCAGAUCAGCAUAAUUAAGUCAGUGUGUCUCGGGCAGAAGUAAACUACUUGCCCACUGACCAAGGAAGAAGUGCCCUCUAUCACAUUGCCUUCCUACAUCACUUCUGGGAUGGUACAACAUGCACACCGUGCCUUGCAUGAGGCUGGGCUUAUAUCCACAAUCUAAGCCUUGCUAGAUUUCUUGUAGGAUAGCGGUUUUCAAUCUUUUUAUUUGCAGCCCCCUAAAAAUACUCAAGUGGAGGAGUGGACUCCUUUGGAAAUCUUAGACAUAGUCUGCAAACUUCCAGACUUCCAUGGACCACAGGUUCAGAAUCACUAUUUUAGGCUGAGCUCUUUAGUGUUUGCUUCAAGGGAGUUUCACUGUCUGUGUAUAGUCUGCAAAAUGGACCUUCAUUUUGAAGUAAAAAGUUAAAGUUAUUUUGUGAUUGAGGUACGUGGACAGGCCUAAGCUAUCAGUGCUUUCCAGAGGCUCCCCCUUUCAUGAGCCUUCAGAGAGCUAAAAUGUAUGGUGGACCAUCUUGAUAAUCUAACUGGUCUUUGUUAUAUUUGUCUGCAGAGAACUGAAGUAAAGAAGCAAAACCAUGUUAAGACAUGAUAAUUUGCAGAAAAUAUUACAGGGAGAAAUUCUGUUCUUUCUCCUUACAUCCCAGUUGUGUGAUACCAAUGCACUACCAUGAAGAAAGGCACAAUAGGAAACUGGAAGUGAUGUAGAUAACAGUUAGCAUAGUCACUAAAAUAUGAAUCUGCUGCAUUGUAUAUUUUAAGUGGUUUCUAUGAAAUUACAUUGAAAGAGUAAUGAUUAGUUUACACACUGUGCAAUUGUUACAUUUUGGAAAGACAAUAUUCCCUUUUUAAAAACAAAUUCUGCUGAGUCCUUUCACAAGUGUCAGUGCAAAAUAAGUCACUUAAGUCAUUCAGCCUUACCACAAAUUCACUUCCAUUUCCUGUAGACGUUUAAGUCUAUUUUUAUCUUUAUUUAAUGAUAUCUUCAGCCAUCUUUACUUUAUAACCUAAUCACAAACACUGUUACAUAUUUGAUUCUCUGGGUUUUAGCAUUGUAUUUUUUCCUAGCAAUUGACCUUGCCUCUUCUCCCUGAAUGAUAACUUCAUAAAUGUGUUUGGCACAUAAAUGUCUACAAUUCCUGGCCCAAAAGUCCCUUUGUUUGUCAUGAAAUAUGUUUUAUAUUUUUCUUUAAUGUUUAAAAAGUACAUUUUAAACAGUUUAAUCUUUUACUUAUUUAUUAUAACUUUCCAGCACAUUCCAAAUUCUAAGUUGCUCAGGAAGAGGUUGAUUUAAAUUAUUUUAUUUUGGUUUGAUGGAUUUCUUUUUUCAAAAACAAAAAUCACUGUUAUAAACUUUUAGCCCACAACAACUAUGCAGUAAGUACCAUAUAUGUACUUGUAAAUUUUGUGGGGAGGAAAAGGUACUUGCCAUCAAUUGAAAAUAUCUGUACAUUAGCUUAGUUUUAAAUUAAAGCAAUCUGUGUUUGGCGUGAACAAUUAUUUAACUUGUUCACUACCCUUUCUAAAAUUCUGACAUUAAAAAAAAAACAUGUAGAAGGAUAGGGAGGGAGUUGUUUAUUGUGAUGGGGGAUUUUGUUUGUUUGUUUGUUCACGCCAGUGAUGUUUGAAGAUGCAGCAGUGUCUGCUGUUCUAUUCAGCUUUAUCGUAUCUUGUUUGGUUCCUUCUCACUAUUGCCUGUUUGGUUGCCUAGUCUGGAUAUAAUGCCAAUGGAUGGCACUUCAUCUGGAAUCUCACCCUGUAGAACUACAGCAUAAUUUAUGAUCUAAAAGACCAUACUGCAAGAGUGAUAUUCAGGGUGGCUAUUCUACACCUUGAUUUGCCUUGAGGUAUAAAGCCAAAGGCUCAGUUACUUUAGCCACCUGAGAAGUGCAAUAAACAUCCAGAAAUGCACUUCCUGGUGUGCUUUGUUGCUGUGAAAUGGAACACAUUUUUAUGUACAAAGGGAAACAACUUAGACCCAUACACUGCAUUUUACUAGAUGUUACAGACAAAAGGUCAGAUUAUAUUUGAUAUCCAGAAUGGAAAGCUCUAGUUGUGUCCACAAUCUAAAGGCAUUGCAUAAUGUAAACGAAUCACCAGUGGCAGUGCUUUCAUGCUAAACAGAAAACAAACCAUUGUUAUAGUUCCACAUUCUGAAAAAAAUAAAUUUUGGUUAUAAAUGUCAAGCAAUAGUGAUGAAUGGUGUGUGUGUGUGUUACUGUUUGUUUCUCUUCCAUGUGCAUGACUGCAUCAGACCAUCUAAAGUGCAUGAGGAGGAGCAACUCAAGAUAACUGAACAUGUGUAAAAUGAAUGGUACAUUUGGAGUAUUUCAACUUGCUUUAAGUUCUUUGAACCUGGUUUUUGUGAUGAAUUAUUUGGGGGUGGGGGGUUGUAUCGUUCAGUGAUCAGUGCCAUAAAAAUGUUAAAUGGAAUGAAAAAAUUCAACCAUUGUGAAUAAAUCUUCAGAUUCUAGUUGCUAAAAGCAAUUGAAUUCUGAUUCCUGUCAGUAUUUAUUACAGUAAAAUUAGUUUUAAUGGGAAGGCACACUAUUUGUACUGAUAGGAGAAGCUAGGUUGAAUGGUGUUUUGUACACUCAUACCCCCCAAAAAUAAAGUUAAACUCCUACACAAAAUAAAGCCCUGACAUUCACAACUAAGGUUGAAUGGUGCUUUGUGUUUUUCUCUUAACUUAAGAAAGAAAACCUGUAGUAUUCCAUAUCAGUAGCCCCAGCCCUGCAGUAUCAUUACUGUAAGCUGGAAUGUUUAGGAUCUUUGCAGUA